AUGGAAAGAAUUUGCUGCUUACAAGAGCAGUUUGAUAAGGAUUUUUCAAAUCUGCCAGAUCCACAAAGCUCCCAUGAAUCAAUUGAUAGCACUAUAGAGGGUUUUUCUAACAGAGAUUUCAGCUUAAAGCUCAGCUUUCUCCGUCUCUGUCGUAUAAUGCACGUCACAAUGCUGCUUACUCUAGUUUACUUUGGUAAUGUUUGCCUGUGGUUCAUAAUGAGCAAGAAAAUGUCGCCCAAGUCGCUCAGAUACAGGUUUAAAGUCUCAAUACCAUCUUAA
This is a messenger RNA of Arctia plantaginis, 279 nucleotides long. NCBI's taxonomy places the organism in Eukaryota, Metazoa, Arthropoda, Insecta, Lepidoptera, Erebidae. The record is from the annotation of a GenBank genome assembly.